CUGCAGCACCGCGGCCCUCGGGCGGCCGGCGCGGCCCGCUGGAGGGGGCGCUGUGGGCACCGCGCAGCGGCCUUUUGUCAGCGCGCAGGGCCGGGAGAGCUCUCAUUUCCUCCUAGCCUCGUGCGGGAAAUGGCUUUAAUUCUGACGGCAGGGCUGUGAGGGGCGAGCGGGAAGCAGAGCCUUUUGUCAAGGAGCUGCGGCGUCCGUGGCGCGUCAUCCUCUCCGCCGCCGCGGAGCCGCUGCACUGCUGUGGGAUCUCCCGGCAGCUCUGACAAGCACGGGCUGCAGCAUGGGCAGAAAAGGCUGCUCUGCAGAUUAGCUAGGUGGAUUUUUUAAGCGCACCCUCCCAACCCCAUAAAAUCACAAAACCAACCCGCAGUGGCAGACCGGAGAUGGCUAAGAUGCUGCGCAGGAGUUUCCAUCUGGAUGUCUGAGGUUGUGUAGAUGUGGCUGGCACCCCUGAGGGUGGAGUGGAGGGGUGCAGACUGAGCACUGAACAGAAGGAGCCUUGGACAGGGCUGGGCCAGCCUCCUGGGUCCCAGGAGGGGAUUGCAAACCCACUGGGAAAAUGAGCGAAGAGACUGUCCCCGAGGCUGCCUCGCCGCCGCCCCCACAGGGGCAGCCUUACUUUGACCGCUUCUCAGAGGAGGACCCCGAGUACAUGCGCCUUCGCAACCAGGCGGCAGACCUGCGUCAGGACUUCAACCUGAUGGAGCAGAAGAAGCGCGUCACCAUGAUCCUGCAGAGCCCCUCUUUCAGGGAGGAGCUGGAAGGCCUCAUUCAGGAGCAGAUGAAGAAGGGGAACAACUCCUCCAACAUCUGGGCCCUGCGGCAGAUCGCGGACUUCAUGGCCAGCACCUCCCACGCAGUCUUCCCAACAUCUUCCAUGAAUGUCUCCAUGAUGACACCCAUCAAUGACCUCCACACGGCUGACUCCCUGAACCUGGCCAAGGGGGAGCGGCUCAUGCGGUGCAAGAUUAGCAGUGUCUACCGACUCCUGGACCUCUAUGGCUGGGCCCAGCUGAGUGACACCUAUGUCACGUUGAGAGUCAGCAAGGAGCAGGACCACUUCCUGAUCAGCCCUAAGGGAGUUUCUUGCAGUGAAGUCACAGCAUCCAGCCUGAUCAAGGUGAAUAUUCUGGGAGAGGUGGUGGAGAAGGGCAGCAGCUGCUUCCCAGUGGACACCACGGGCUUCUGUCUGCACUCGGCCAUCUAUGCAGCGAGGCCCGACGUGCGCUGCAUCAUCCACCUGCACACACCGGCCACAGCAGCGGUGUCGGCCAUGAAGUGGGGCCUCCUGCCUGUCUCCCACAAUGCCCUGCUGGUGGGGGACAUGGCCUAUUAUGACUUCAAUGGGGAAAUGGAGCAGGAAGCUGAUCGGAUCAACCUGCAGAAGUGCCUUGGACCCACCUGCAAGAUCCUGGUGCUAAGAAACCAUGGAGUGGUUGCUCUGGGUGACACUGUAGAGGAGGCAUUUUAUAAGAUCUUCCACCUGCAGGCUGCAUGUGAAAUACAGGUGUCAGCUCUGUCCAGUGCCGGGGGAGUGGAGAACCUCAUCCUUCUGGAGCAGGAGAAGCACCGGCCCCACGAGGUGGGCUCUGUGCAGUGGGCUGGGAGCACCUUCGGGCCUAUGCAGAAGAGCCGGCUGGGGGAGCACGAGUUUGAGGCCCUCAUGAGGAUGCUGGACAACCUGGGCUACAGAACAGGCUACACGUACCGCCACCCCUUUGUUCAAGAGAAAACCAAACACAAAAGUGAGGUGGAGAUUCCAGCCACAGUCACAGCCUUCGUGUUUGAGGAGGACGGCGCCCCAGUACCCGCCCUGCGACAGCACGCCCAGAAGCAACAGAAGGAGAAGACCCGCUGGCUCAACACGCCCAACACCUACCUGCGGGUCAACGUGGCUGAUGAGGUCCAGAGGAGCAUGGGCGGCCCCCGACCCAAGACCACGUGGAUGAAGGCUGACGAGGUGGAGAAAUCCAGCAGUGGCAUGCCGAUUCGCAUUGAAAACCCAAACCAAUUUGUGCCUCUCUAUACCGACCCCCAGGAAGUGCUGGAGAUGAGGAACAAGAUUCGAGAGCAAAACCGACAAGACGUGAAGUCAGCGGGGCCUCAGUCCCAGCUCCUGGCGAGCGUCAUUGCCGAGAAGAGCCGAAGCCCGUCUACAGAGAGCCAGCUGAUGUCCAAGGGUGACGCGGAUACCAAAGACGAUUCAGAGGAGACGGUGCCCAACCCCUUCAGCCAACUCACUGACCAGGAGUUGGAAGAGUACAAGAAAGAGGUGGAGAGGAAGAAACUAGAACUUGAUGGCGAGAAAGAAACUGCCCCAGAAGAGCCUGGCUCACCUGCAAAGUCUGCACCUGCUUCUCCAGUGCAGAGCCCAGUGAAGGAGGCAGAGACAAAGAGCCCUGUAGUCUCUCCUUCCAAGUCUUUAGAGGAAGGUGCUGAGAAGACAGAAACAAGCAAAGACACCACCACAGAGCCCGAAACAACUCAGCCGGAAGGGGUGGUGGUCAACGGGAGGGAGGAGGAGCAGACGGCAGAGGAAAUCCUCAGCAAAGGCCUGAGCCAGAUGACCACCAGUGCUGACACGGAUGUUGAUACCUCUAAGGACAAAACCGAGUCGGUCACCAGCGGCCCCAUGUCCCCAGAGGGCUCACCUUCCAAGUCUCCCUCAAAGAAGAAAAAGAAAUUCCGAACCCCUUCCUUCCUGAAAAAGAGCAAAAAGAAGGAGAAAGUGGAGUCCUGAUUCAUGACACCCUUGGGCUCCCUCCUGCCUCCUCUCUCUCCUCCCCUUCCCUUCUCCCAUCUCUGUCCCUGCAAGCACAGGGCCAAGGAGGGAUAGAGCAGGACCCUGGAUCACACUCGGAAGGGGAACUUAGAGAUCGCCUGACCAACCCUUCAUUUUACAAUUGCCCCAGGGAAAUCAGGUGACUUGCCCAAGGUCACACAGCUAGUUAGCGGCAGAGCCUGCACUCGAAUUCAGGUCUCCUGACUUCCAGUCCAGUGCUCCUUCUACUACGUAACACUGCCUAGUUGUGGGCCGCCUUUGUUCAGAUGCUGCCCACCAAUCCGAGCCUAGGGCAAGAAGGCCAGAAAUGGGCCAUGAGCUCUCAUAGGCUCAGACUAAAUCAGACAGGUCGAGGCUUCCCCUGAGUAAGGCCCAUUUCUUCGCAGGAAUCCAAUCUCCUGCGGAUGGAGCUAUCUCUACAUUUAAAACAUCUCUUCUCUUUUUCUCUUUGUAUCCCUGCCCUGCUGUUCAAAGUAACCAGGCAAAUUGACCGCUCCAACAGAAAGCAAUCUUUGUUCCCAAGGGCUGAUGGCUUAGCUUGUACUUCCCCAAACAUUAACCCCGAGCUUUCUUCAUGGAACCUCUUGGAUGAUGGGUGGAAGAGCUGUAAGCGGUGGUAGGCAUAAGGGCAAGCCAUGUAAGCUGAGGAUUGGGGAUGGUUUCAUCAACAUAAGAGGCCAGGAACUUGACCCCUUUGAAUUGUGCGUCUCAGGCACUUCAAAACUAAAACCAAAUUUAGCAUAGGAAAAAGUUGUUUCAUGCUCAGGUGGAAAAUUGGGGAAGUUGAAGUCUUCUGUUGGCUUUGGGUUGUGCAAGGAGGAUCAAAACAACAGAGGGUAUGCUAUGACUUUCUAGCUUUGCAUGACACCUGGAGCAAUGCGCUGUACCUGCCUCACUCCUGUCCAGCAGUCAGGUGUCCCCUGACCUUCCCUCACCCCCAGAAGCAUUUGCUUACAGACUGAAACUGGCAUCUUACUCUUGGCACCUUGACUUGCACCCUCUGAGGUUCCAACUCUGAGUCACUCUAGGUCCAGCAGAGGAGAAUCAGAAAUGAGCCCUUCAGGAUUAAUCCUCUUGUACCAGCUCUCAGAGAAUGCUGGGGGUCCCUGUCCCUGUCCCUAUCUGUCCAUCCUGGGGCCUCAUAAUGGCCACAGCUAUUGUUUUAAAUGCCAACACUGUCUUCUCAUGUUCUUCCGCGGGGCAAUGCUUAAUGAGGAUUGUUGGCUCCUAAAAAUUAGACAAUCCAUUCUCUUGAAAGCACAGUGUCUUGAAAGAAUAUUUUUCCUUUUGACCUGCCUAUUGUGAAAAUAUUUUUGAAAGUUCUUAAUCAUAGUUUUCCACUUUUGAGCACUUAUUAUCUGUAGACACUGUGCAGGCUUCACAUAUAUUACAUCCUUUAACCCUCAUGGUAAUCCCUUGAGGUGGGUAAGAUCAUUCCCAUUUUGUGGGUGAGGAAACUGAUCCCCCUGAAAAGAUAAUUGACUUGUCCCAGCUGACUUGGCUAGAAAAAUCUGGAUCCUGGAUUUGAACCCAGGUCAGCCUGAGUCCGGAGCCCUUGGUCUUAACAGCUAUGGUGAAUAGACAACUUUAAUCCCCAGGGGUGGUGGUUUUCAUCCAGGACUUGUCUCUAUGACUGGUCUCCAUUGCAUAAUGCUAGCACUUGGAGCAAAGGUAGGAAACUCCCUGUGCUCAUUCUCAUCAGUAUAUGUGAAGUUCCUGGACAAUGUGGACUGUGGUGAUGCUACUGUGUACCUGUGACAAAGGAGAGGCAAGAGCCUUCUUGUUGGGACAGGAAAUACCAUCUAUAAUUGGCUAUUUCUUGAGAAGGAAAGAAACUGACCUAGGACCGAGGUAAACUAGACACUGUGUCUGUCCAGUGCAGGUUCCUAACUGCUACCCCUGGCUCUGUCUCUGUUCUACUUCCUGAUUAGGUCAAAUUUUAGGAGGGACAACGCCCUGAUGUUUCAGAAAAAUCUGUCAUAUGGGAAAUGCCUUUAAAAGCCAAUCCCUUGAUGCCUUCUUUUAAAAAGUAGAUUUCACAUUUAUUCAUUCAUCCUUUCAUGGUAUUUGUUAAGCAUCCACUGACCACCAGGGAUUAUUUUGACAUUGAAAGAAAGCCAUUGUUAUGGCUAGAAUAAUAAGUGGCAAACAAUGUUGCGAGAAUGGUGAACACAACCUCUGAUGCAGCCUUUCAUGUGUGAGUUGUUGUAGUUCAGCGGUGACGUUGAUUGCCUCUGCAUUCAACACACUCUCUUUAUUCCCUUUAUGACAACAGUGAGACCUCACCUAGGUCAAAAUGUUGGACAGAGUCUUGCUGCAGCAUUAUUCUUAGAAUUUAUGCCAUGGGCCCACUUGCUAUUGAUUGAUGAACCUAUCAGUUGGUUCAUUCCUCAUGUUCAUUUCUCAUGUGAUAGGGUCCAUCUCCUAUUGAUUGAUGAACCUGUCAAUUGGUUCAUUCCUCAUGUAUUCCAAAAACAUGCAUUGAACUUGGGUCAAGGGCCAGGCAUGAGGAUAGGCAUAGUUCCUGCCCUCAAGAAGUUCAUGAGCGUAGUAGGUGUAUAGACAAAUUGCAACACAGGCAAGUGUACCGAGGCGGCAUAAGGAAGCAACAGUUAACUAUCUUGGGGACCAGAGAAACCCUGAGAGAAGCAAUGGCUGUUAGGGUUUUAAAACAGGAAGUUUCCAGUAGAAUGGAAGGGUUGGCAGGGCAUGCCACGAUGAGGGAAGAAUGUGUGCAAAGGUGUGGAUGCAUGAAAUGCCAUGAUGGGUCCACUGAGCAGUGUGGCAUUGGCAGAGCAUGACACCUAAGCUGGGUGGUUGAGGGGUCCCUUCACAGGUGGGCAGGGUUGAAGCCUACAGAAACUGGUAGGAAGUGUGGAGGAGCCAGACUUGUUAUGGAAGGGGUUUGGAGCCACUGAAGCCUUUCAAUCAGGAUAGAGUCAUGAUCAGACUUGCAUUUUAGGAAAAUCCCUUUGGUAGCUGAAUGGAGACUGUGGACUGGAUGGGCGUAGGAUGGUGGCCUGGGAGCUAUGAGGCCUUUCUGAAAUGUACUAAAACAUGUUUGAUGGCCUGCCUCACAUGAUGUUUCCUCUAUAGCAAAUAGUUUCUGACACAAAAUUUAUUUCCAUAAAAGUCUUUGGAUAAAGCA
This is a messenger RNA of Cebus imitator (Panamanian white-faced capuchin), 5939 nucleotides long. RefSeq names its product adducin 2 (gene ADD2). The transcript is spliced from 16 exons. Gene Ontology annotation, molecular function: actin filament binding. Lineage: Eukaryota; Metazoa; Chordata; Mammalia; Primates; Cebidae. Gene Ontology annotation, cellular component: postsynaptic density; plasma membrane; cytoskeleton. Gene Ontology annotation, biological process: barbed-end actin filament capping. Bases 569 to 2749 code for a protein of 726 amino acids. The record is from RefSeq and is a predicted model, not a curated record.